Penicilliopsis zonata CBS 506.65 is the source of this 1312-nucleotide messenger RNA. RefSeq lists its product as hypothetical. NCBI's taxonomy places the organism in Eukaryota, Fungi, Ascomycota, Eurotiomycetes, Eurotiales, Aspergillaceae. The record is from RefSeq and is a predicted model, not a curated record. The coding region runs from base 215 to 1063 and encodes 282 amino acids. The transcript has a single exon.
CACGCCGACCGUUCUCGACUCGGGUGGAGAUUGGCCUGUGCCAGCUGUCCCGACAUCGCAGCCCUGCUCAGACACAGACGAGGACUGAAAAUAAGCACAAGCCAAUGCUCUCCAUGGGGUAGGAGGGGGAACCUUUGCGUCUGUUGCAUCAGGCAACAGUCGUGAAGGGUUCUGUGUAUGAAAGACAUACACAAAGAAACCAUACCCCUAUGCGAUGCAACUUUACAAAAAAUGUAGCAUUGGGGUGACUUUGACGAUGUCUAAGAUGUUUCGGUUGUCUGUCAAGUCACCCAAUGCCACAAGUCACCUUGUGUUGUUGACUGAAGAAAGCUGCUCAGGGAAACAGGGUCUUCUUUUCCCAACUUCAAAAGACUCCUUUAAAUACCCGACGUCUACUAAUGUCCUCGUGGUAGCACAGUAUCAGAGUGUUCUCCUUUUUUCAGACUAUAAUUCUCCACCGUGCUUGACCUCAUCGUCUUUGCAAGAUAUAUUGGGAAUGAAGAAACUUACUCAGUGCCUCUGGAACCGAACACACCAGUUUGCAACAAGAAUCUCUUCUCAACUGCAAUACUGGGUACCCUUGGGUCGACAAAAGCCAACUCAUCGAAUUUUUCACGACGGUGACACCUCUGACUCUCCAACUUACACCGAUGAUCCUAGAACGCCGAAUGGCUGCUACUUUUGCAGCGGAAGGUAUGUCAAUAGAGGCGCCCCAUGGAUAGUCACCAACCCAGAUCCCGCGUCCGAGUCUGAAUCAGAAGACGGAAGCCUCCCGGGUGCCGACACACCCUUUGAAGCAUCGAGUACGAUCUCCAGGGCUGCGGUCACAUAUAGACCAGUAGAUGCUCCGAGUGAACUCUCUCGAACCCUUUCGCGACCAGUCUACCAGGGGACCGAAAAACAUCCUUCGCACCGAACGAGGCAUGAAGAUGAUUUGAUGGCUUUCUAUGAUGGCUUUAAAAAUCAAGAGGACUUGGUACUUGUCCUAGAGCGUGGUACGCAAGCAAAAACUUCUCGCCGCCGGGACCCACGCAAGUAUUCAUCUUUAGCUAGAAAGGGUUAAUCUUGUUUUUUUACACAAGCUUUCCUACCUCACAGUUACUUCGCGCGGAUAUUCAAGAGGAGGGAUGUUUAUUAAUAAUCCUAUAUGUGCAAUAUUUUAGACCAAAACAACAACCUUUCCUCCGGCAGCGUUAUCUUCCAUACAUUGGUGGGCUUCCACAAUCUGUUCCAUGUGGAAAACGCGGCCGACUUUGAUUUUUAACCGGUUCUCUUCUACCUGUUUGAUCAGAUCUGGAAGAGGAGUGGUCAU